CCCCUUUACGCCGCGCACUAAAGUAAGUAGUACAAUAUAUGGCCAGUCUAGCUCAACUAUAAUUUAAUAACUAUGGUUGACAAUUUUACUAACCUACUGAAGAGCAUUUUUUGAUCCCAAAUCGGUUGAAAAUUAAACGAUGUUGAGAACCGAAGAAAGAAGAGGCGCCAAGUAACUAUGAAGCUCAGUUUGGCGGCUCUCAGUCGGAUGCGAAUGCGAAAGUUGCAGAUACAGCUUACCGACAUAAUUAUGAAGAUGCACUAUUUUAAGGAGCUACCGGACGGCUGGGAAUCCUUGCUUGAAAAAUACAUUACUGCAACGCGUGAUAACGACUAUAUUCGGUCUUGUGUUGAUCGAGGUUUACAUGAUCCAUUCCUCGUCCGAAGCCAGAAGAAGGUUGAUGCCGCCGUACUUGAAGCAGCUCUUCGGCAGAUCCCACCAGAAAGGCUAGAAAGGCAAUUAUCCGUACGUAAUGUAGGUGGGAGACAAACGUUCAACUUCGUUCCUCCACUAGAGCUAGAGCCAAUAGCUAUUGGAGGUACACGAACCAAGAUGACCCAGAAACAGUGAAUGGAGGCAUUCUUUAUAACAAGGGCUAUAAGGGGCUUGGAAAUAAAUUAGGAAUAUUAAUAAUUUUCUAGGGUUUUAAGGUCC
Daldinia decipiens is the source of this 654-nucleotide messenger RNA. RefSeq lists its product as uncharacterized. NCBI's taxonomy places the organism in Eukaryota, Fungi, Ascomycota, Sordariomycetes, Xylariales, Hypoxylaceae. The coding region runs from base 178 to 570 and encodes 130 amino acids. The record is from RefSeq and is a predicted model, not a curated record. The transcript is spliced from 2 exons.